This is a messenger RNA of Durotheca rogersii, 1551 nucleotides long. RefSeq names its product ubiquitin-related domain-containing protein. The transcript has 4 exons. NCBI's taxonomy places the organism in Eukaryota, Fungi, Ascomycota, Sordariomycetes, Xylariales, Xylariaceae. The record is from RefSeq and is a predicted model, not a curated record. Gene Ontology annotation, molecular function: protein binding. The coding region runs from base 525 to 1448 and encodes 307 amino acids.
CCCUGUGCAGAUACCUCGGGUUCCUAAUCUGACCUCCCGAGGUCAGAAAUGAAUGUGCAUCCGCAUACGAAGUAUGUAUAUUAGGCGCCGGUGUACCCCCGAGAUACCUGAGAGAAAUGUAAGAGGUAUCUACUAGGUAGGUAUCUCCCCCAACUUUUUGUGUACCUGCCCAAUCUCAGGUCGAUACGUUGGUAAGGUACCUAAGUAUCUUAUGUAUUCACUUCCUGCUUGGUCUUCGAGCACUGAGUUCAUUUGAGAGAGGCUUGACCUGCUUGAAUGACGUGCCACUAAUGGGAGGAACGGGAGGCACUCUCAUCCACCCUAUUCGCGCUGCCCGUUUAUCCUCUCCGGUCUACUUACGCCUAUCGAUAUAUUUAAUAUAAAUACCUGCACCUACCAGACAUCGCAGGUCUGAUUCACACAUACCUCCAUCUUCUCCCCGUUUCUUUUCCGCCAACAACGGGUUGGACAACACAUCGCCACUAGAUCCUAUCCUGUAGUGACGUAUAACGACGGAUCUCAAGAUGUCUCAAUUAGUUCUCGACCAGCUCAUAGAGAUGGGGUUCGAAAAAACACGUGCCGAGCUGGCCGUGAAGAGAUCUGAUGGAUUACCGGAUGCCAUGGACUGGCUAGAGAAGACCGAGGGUACCCCGUUGGAGGAGCUCCUCGAGGAAGAAGAGACGGGUGCCAGUGUUACCAAGGUAGAAGAGGGUACAGUCGCACUGUCACUCGUAUGUAACGAAUGCGACAAGAGAUUCCGCACUCAGGGCGAAGCCGAGUUCCACGCCAAUAAAUCUGGGCAUACCGAUUUUUCCGAAUCGACAGAGGAGAUCGCCCGCCUAACCGAGGAACAGAAGAGUAAACGCCUACAGGAACUUCGUGAGCGCGUCAAGGCCAAGAAGGCUAGUCAGACUGCGGCAGAAAAGGAAGAGCAGAAGCGCAACGAGCAAAUUCGUCAAAAAGCAACUAGAGAGUCUCAUGAGCUGAAGGAAGAGCUCCAGCGCAAGGAGCAAAUCAAGGAAGCAGCCAAGAAGCGGCAGGAGAAGCUCGACGACCUCGAGGCUAAGAAGCGCAUCAAGGCUAAGAUCGAAGCAGAUAGGGAGGACCGUCGCCGCAAGGCAGAGGAGGCAAAAGCUGCAAGAGAAGGCAGAUCUAUCCCCACCCCCGCCCCCGCCGCUCCAGCAACUCUUCCCGCUACAGCACGUCCCGCGACUACUCAUAAUGAGGCUCGCUUGAGGCUACAAACGUCAAACGGUAACGUCAUGAAGACCUUGCCUGCGGACACUACUCUGUUCGAAGUCGCACAACUACUAGAGUCAGAGAAUGGCUUAGCCGUCACCAAGUUCGUCCAGAAUUUUCCCAGAAAGAUAUUUGAAGGAAGCCUAGAUCUCGGCAAAACCCUGAAGGAGGCGGGGUUGGUUCCUAGCGCGGCUCUCAUCGUGCAAUAAGCCUCUUGGGAGCAGACAGCGCCAACAUCGAGAAUUCAUAGCAACAGAGCUUCGGGGGUCGGGACGAAGACGCAGAGUUCGUGGCACGAAAGUUGGGCCACUC